Ictalurus furcatus (blue catfish) is the source of this 1586-nucleotide messenger RNA. RefSeq names its product apolipoprotein A-I-like. The transcript has 3 exons. Gene Ontology annotation, molecular function: cholesterol binding; phospholipid binding; phosphatidylcholine-sterol O-acyltransferase activator activity. The coding region runs from base 557 to 1327 and encodes 256 amino acids. Lineage: Eukaryota; Metazoa; Chordata; Actinopteri; Siluriformes; Ictaluridae. Gene Ontology annotation, cellular component: chylomicron; extracellular region; blood microparticle. The record is from RefSeq and is a predicted model, not a curated record. Gene Ontology annotation, biological process: high-density lipoprotein particle assembly; reverse cholesterol transport; cholesterol efflux.
UGAUUUAUUUUAAAUAAAAAAGCAGUAAAUAUUAUUAAAUUAAAUGAAGCCAUAACUUAAUCACUGAACCUUUACCCAUGUCUGCAUGCUAUCUAUCCUUUUAUUAGGCCAUGACAGUCUGACAUCUAUCAGAGUGUUAAGUGAACUUUAGGCUCUGUGAUAACUGAUGGUCCAUUUAGACGGUUAUGAUGUGUAGCGUUGACAGCAAUGCACAACCUCCUGGACUUUGGGUUUUCAAUACAACACACACCUCUUUACAGUAUAUAUACUGACUACUACAUCAACCUCACACACACAGCUGGCAUCUGUCAGAGAUAAAGGUAAGAAAAAGCAUGUAUUUUUCAUUACAAUACAAUUUUACAAUACAAACAAUGUAAUAAACAAUAUAAAAAAUGUACAUUUACAUUUAAAUGAAUAAAUGUAAAUGUAAAUGUACAUUUUUGAUAUUGUUUGUUACAUUGAUUGUAUUGUUACUGUCUACAUAUUUAUGCAAUUUAUCACGUGUUAUAAAUAAAUACAUACCAUACAAUUUUUUUACAGACUCAAAACAAGAACCAUGAAGGUGUUUGCGGUACUGUUUCUGGCUGUGUUCACAGCAGGUUGCCAGGCCAACUUGUUCUCUGCUGAUGAGCCCAAACCACAGUUGGAGCAACUGACUGAUGCUUUCUGGGAAUAUGUUGCCAAGGCAACACACACCGCUGAGGACACACUGAAAACAAUUAGAGAGUCUCAACUGGGCCAGGAAGUCAACACUAGAUUUACAGAAGGUGCUAAUGUGGCCAGUGAGUAUGCUGUCACUCUCCAGAAACAAGUGAGCCCUCUAGCCCAGGACAUCAUGACCAAAAUCACCAAGGAGGCUGAAGUUCUGAAGGAGCGCCUUGAGCAGGACCUGACCACUGUGAAGGACAAACUGGAGCCCUAUGCUGAUGAUCUGAAGACCCAAAUUCAGCAGAGAGUGGAGGAGCUGAGAGUAGCUGUGGCUCCUUAUGCUGAGUCCUUUGACUCUGAAGCUCUGAAAACCACCGUGCUGCAGAAGACCGAGGAGCUCAGGGGGAGUCUUGAGGAGAAAGUGAAGGAACUGCAGUCCCAGCUGGAACCCUACACUGAUGAACUCAGACAGAAAGUAGAACAGCACCUGCAAGAAUUCCAGAAGACCGUGGGCCCUCUGACUGAAGAUCUUCAGGCCAAGGUUGCUGAGAGAGCCACUUUGGUUCAGCAAGGUCUGGCUCCCUAUGCUGAGGACCUAAGUGAGAAACUGGACCCCUAUGCCCAGAACCUGAAGGACCAGCUCACCUCUCUUUAUGAGUCCUUUGCCAAGACCAACUAACACAAAAAUAACUUCCCACUCCAAAUGACUAAUACAUAUGACAAAUGCCUUCUUUGCACAAGACAAUUCCAAUAUUCGUAUUAUGUUAUUAUAAUUGCCUAAUUAAACGUAUUUAUUUCCCACAGAAACUAUAUAUUAUGUUAUGUCUGGUACAAUGUUUCUAAUAUCUUAUAAUGUCCUGUAUAAAAUAAAGAAUAAUUUGAAAACAUAUGUUUUUAUCAAAGUGAUUUACUUUAUUAGUCAUGACACUUACACACAA